AUGGUUGAGUUACGUUCUCUCUUGUUCUGUUCCCCCCCCCCCCCCCGCUCUCUCUCUCUGUGUGUCUUCAUUGUUCGGUUCUCUUUUCAUUCCCCCCUCUCCCUUAAUUUGUGUGUGUGUGCGUGUGUGUCCCCUGCCACGUCGCUUUCUCCACCUGUUCGCCUCGCUCUUCUCCAGACUUCCCUCAAUUGUUUCCCCUCCUUUCUCCCUUGUGGACUUCUCAAAGUGCGCUCGCUGAGUGAGAGAGACGCGACGAUAAAAUCGGUGUCUGUCACUAUGCACCAGCAGCCGUCAAGCAAUUGUUGCAGCGGUGCCAGCCGCGUUGGGUCUACCAAGUACGCUCACUCGCCAUACACUUAUCGCACUAGCAUAGACGAUGGCCAUUUUAGCCCAAUAAGAGACCCCGGAUGUCGUCAAGAGUCGGCGAGCCUCCCGGCGUAUCUUAGCCCCAGGUCAUUCAACAGGAGCACGUCAGCGCAGGAGGCGCCUGCGAACCCCGUGCUCAAGAGCGUACAAAACGAAAGCGCCGGACAGCAACUCUCUCAGCCGAGCACCCCGCUAAGCCCAUCCAGUGGCGGGCAGGAGUACUCGCAGCCUAUCCAGGUUGGUUCCGCCCCGAACGUUCACCCGCGGUACCGUCGCAGAAUCAACAGUCCCAUCACCCAGUGUGGCAGCAACGACAGCGGUAGUCGCAGCGGCUUCCCCAACACUCCACCUAGCAGCUUGCCUCCCAGAUUCCCCUUCGCGCCGCGUGAGGACGACACGAGUGCGUUCGCUCGUGUUGAGUCCGCGCCGGUGCAAGGGCACUACAGCCCCCCGCAGUACGGGAUGCCGCUCUCGGGUAGUUUUCGCAGUGCCGCAGUGGAAGUUGACAGAAGAUCGCAGUCGCCGAACCCUUACUACACCGCGCAGGGGACUCCGCCCCCGCUGCCCCCUCUGCCGCCACACGUGCCGACCGGUAUCCCCGGCCCUCUGUAUGGUGCGCAAACUCCCAGCCGAUGCGCAUCGCCAACGAUUGUGAAUGGAGCGGCCAUCUCGAGCUACGCCCCCGCAAGCUUCUCAGUGCCACUUACGAUGGCUCCCGUGAUGAACAGCGGGGGCAGCGAGAGCUACCACGGUUCUCUGGAUGGUCGAGGCGGUUUGCAGUCACUCGGAUACGUAGACCCUCGAUCUAACCACUGCUUCUCUUCGGUGAUGGGUUGCAGCAACGGCGCACACCCCCAGUCGUUCGUCCCCGCUAAGAAUCAGAAGAAGCACCAAAGCGGCCCCUUUCCGGUGAGAAAAUACCCUAAUAAAAGCAACAGCAGCAGCAGCAGUAACCGCGUUGCCUCGCCUCCGCUUGGCGGUGCAGUCAUGAGUGGUGGGCCCGCUGGGGUGACGCACAGAGCGGAAGCUCCGCUUUUCAGUGGGUCGUACGACACAGCCAUGAAAACGCUGAGCGCCAUGGCGGACGAGACGAUGUCGUUUUCCAGCAAGUCAAGCAGCAGUCUGAGCAGCAUCCGCGAUGACCUACCGCUUUGCCCGAGCGAUGAGGAGUGUACGCUGAUCAACGACCGCAAGCACCAGAAGAAGUACGCCCACACAUGCCGACUGCACCCCUGCUAUCACGCGCACGUCGUCCGCCACGCGAAGCUGUUUAGGCACUCUCCUGGGCAGGUGCUGCUGCCGGAGGGGUUUUCUGCCAACAUGAAGAUAUCCACCCAUGCCUUGGCCAGUGUGAACUUUAGCGCCAUUAGCCCAGAGGCGCCCAAUGCGUACCGCAUUUACGUGUCGCAUGGCGAAAAGAGCUACGAGAUAUUUGGCGACUGGGCCUCCGUCAAGGUGCAUACGCUCAAGCGAUACCUGCAUCAGGUGUAUCACAUCGCCCCAACCGCGCAGAUCCUGUCCGUUUUGAAGACGGGCAAUGCAAUGGACGAUGACAUCAGCACUGUGAAAGCCUUCGGUAUUGAGGAAGACUCGGUCAUCCAGCUGCACAGCAACAUCGAGGGCAGCACCGAUUUCGGGCGAAUUGGGAUCUCCCUCGACGAUCUGUAG
This is a messenger RNA of Leishmania braziliensis MHOM/BR/75/M2904, 2034 nucleotides long. RefSeq lists its product as hypothetical. Lineage: Eukaryota; Euglenozoa; Kinetoplastea; Trypanosomatida; Trypanosomatidae. The record is from RefSeq and is a predicted model, not a curated record. Gene Ontology annotation, molecular function: protein binding. The transcript has a single exon. Bases 1 to 2034 code for a protein of 677 amino acids.